AUGUUCAACCGACAAGAGCACUUGACGCGUCAUUUGAGAAUGCAUACAGGCGAACGUCCGUUUCUAUGUACCUUUCAUGGAUGUCACAAGACAUUUACGCGAACGGACAACUUGGCUGCUCAUUUCAAAUCCCAUACCGCUGCUUUGCGUAGGAUCAAAAAGCCAUCA
Batrachochytrium dendrobatidis JAM81 is the source of this 168-nucleotide messenger RNA. RefSeq lists its product as uncharacterized. The annotation marks the transcript as partial. Gene Ontology annotation, biological process: regulation of transcription by RNA polymerase II. Lineage: Eukaryota; Fungi; Chytridiomycota; Chytridiomycetes; Rhizophydiales. The record is from RefSeq and is a predicted model, not a curated record. The transcript has a single exon. Gene Ontology annotation, molecular function: DNA-binding transcription factor activity, RNA polymerase II-specific; RNA polymerase II cis-regulatory region sequence-specific DNA binding.